Plasmodium coatneyi is the source of this 6351-nucleotide messenger RNA. RefSeq lists its product as uncharacterized. The coding region runs from base 1 to 6351 and encodes 2116 amino acids. The transcript has 2 exons. NCBI's taxonomy places the organism in Eukaryota, Apicomplexa, Aconoidasida, Haemosporida, Plasmodiidae. The record is from RefSeq and is a predicted model, not a curated record.
AUGCUGAAAAGGACACUUGAUGAAAGUACGGGGGCGUGCAAACAUCCCCCCCAGAAGGCGAGGUCAAAAUCUGUUUCCAUCUUUUCGUUUUUUAAAAAAAAAAAGAAAGAAAAAAACAAUUCCAAUGACAGCGUGAUUUCCACAAGCAACGACUCUUCUCAACUCCCCCCCGGAGAAGGGAACGAAAAAAAACGAAACAGUAAAGGCGGAAGGGAAAAACAAAAUAUGAUGGACGAAGAAUCAGCGACAGAGAAUAAAAAGGAAAAAUGCAAAGACAACGCCUCAAAGACAGCACAUAGGACAUACACACAAAAUUACAACCAAUACCAAGUGAUGAAGAAUUCUGAUUUAAAAAAAAAAAGAGAAAGCUUUUUUCAAAAAAUUAAUAUAUUGCAAAAAUUUAAAAAUUACAAAAAAAAAAAUGCCACCAGUACAUUUCACGCAGGUCAUAACGCAAGUUCUGCCUCCGCUAAUGAUGAAGACAGGGAGGAAGAAACGAGCAACUUUAGCAAAAAGGGAAGUAGCAGCCAUGUGGACUACACAAGAAUGUACACCAAUUUGAAAAAGAACAAAGGCUACAACAUAAAAGGAGAAUUAAACAGCUUGAAGCAGAAGGCUCAAAUGCUGCGAAAUAGCUUUUAUUUUAAUGGGAAAAAAAAAGCAGAUAAAGGAAAGCUAAUCCAUAAAAAUGUGAACUGCAGGAGUGAAAUUAUUCUUAAUGAAGACGAGAGAGAUUCUUCUUCCUGUGAAGCAAACUCGCUAUUAACAAAUUUUAAAAUGAAAAGCAACAAAAUGAAAUGUGAUGAAGAAGACUCAGUAGAACAAAUGGGCAACUCGGAUAAGGCGCAAAAGGUAGAAAGAGAGUACAUCUUCGAUAGAAGCUCGAACGUCGAAGUAUGGGACGAGGUGAAAAGUGUUCGGGGGAAUAACACCGAUGAGCAAGAGGGAUUCAACUCCAACAACAAUGUGAUAGAUUUUAACGAAUACGCGUAUGAGGAGAAAAGGGAAGACGAGGCCUAUUUGGUUGAAUCGAGCGGGGCGGAGAGUGUAAUUAAUGGGGGGAAUGUUGCCCAAAAUAUUGACCCAAGUGGUGGACACGUUGAACAAGAUGAUUGCCACAAGGGUGACCGCAAUAUAGAUCGUAGCGUAUGGCACACCCAGGGGGAGCCAAAACGAACAAGUGAAUUUUCCUUCUCAAGAAGUAAUGUGGAACUGGUGCGAAAAGUGCAGUCAAACAUAAACGAUAACGUGAGGACCAUCAAUAACUACGUGAUGUAUAGUAACAAUAUGGGGGGUGCCAAUAUAAGGGCCCAUAGCAGAACGGAGGCAACAACUACCCAAGAGGGGGAAAUAUUAACUAGCAAAGAAAUAAAAACUACCCCUCAGUAUGAUAAACACACGACGAAUGAAGACAUACAGAAAGUGUGCACUAUAUCGAAAGGGCACAAGGAUGACCAUCACGCACAAGGGAAGAAUGCAUUAGAAUAUAUUCCAAUCAAAAAGGAAGAAAAUCUGGCACAGAAGGAAAUGAUAAUAAAGUUAAUGUAUAACAAUAAUGGGAUUUAUUUUAACCAAGAUGAAAAUGGGGCAGCGGGGGUUCCUUCAAGACGUGCCAGCACGGCUAAGGUUUCGUCGUACGAUAAAGUGAAUUCCCGUGCGUAUGAAAGCAAAUCUGUAAAUGAAAGCAGAAGUGGAAGCACAAAAUUGCAACCCAUUCGGCAGCAAAUUACAUAUGAAAAGGUGACGAAUCAGACAAGUGGUAAAAAUAAUUUUUCUAACGUAUAUAAUGAAGAUGCACAUAAAAAGUUUAGCAGUCCAAAGGCUAGUAGGGGGCAUUACUGGGGAGGUAAAUCUCAAGUGACUGUACCAAUGGGGGAUACCCAUUGUAUAGGUAACCCCCAAGAGAAGCACAGCAGUGGAAAUGCCAAAGAAGAAAAAGAAAAAAAAAAACACCAAAAUGGCACCAUAGAUGAGGAAAUCGGAGGAGGAAAAAAAGACAACAUAAUUAAUAAGUACCUUAUCGACCCGUUAUAUAAUUUAUUUGUUCAACCCAAGGAAGAAACGGAUGACCCACACGUUCGGAACAAUAACGUUAAUUUGCUACCCCCCCAGGGGGAGAGAAACUACACCAACGAAUUGCAAAAAACGUACAGAGCGUUGUAUGAUAUAUAUGACGGCUUAUAUGCAGGUGGCGUGCAAUACAAAGCACAUCCAAACGCAGAUGGAAGGAUGAACGUGGUGCAGCGCUCGUUCAGUCGAAAUGUGGACGGCAACAUAGGAGUGAAUUCCUCCAUGCAAAGUAGGGGGAUUCCCCUGAAUAACCAAAUUGAUAAGAGCAGAAUAUAUAUGUGUCCCCUAAAUAGAAGCAAGUCCAUGAAUAAAGAAAAUGCGUCACCCUUUGAGCAUAUUCAAAAGGAAGCCUCUAAUUUGAGCGUCAAAGCUACCCACCAUGGUUACCUAAAUAAGGCUAGUUUGUAUGAUACACAUUUUAAUACGUUCCAUUUGAAGGAGAAGAGAAGAGAACCCACGUUCAUGGGAAGAGGCAAUGGCAACUUCCUUAGCAUGAGUGGAAUUACCAACUGUUAUAAUGGGCCCAUUAAAAAUAUGUGUACCCUUCUGGAUCACAAAUUUGUGAGAGGGAACUACUACCCCCGCCAGGAAUGCCUCGCCAGUAAGUUUAUGGGAAGAAGUUACACCUUUUGUAAAGAGAACCAAGGGUAUAGCGGUUCCCCAGUCGGAGGGCAGCAAAGUGGCAUCAUGAAAAAGGCCUGUACAUUUCAUGGGUACCAGAAGGGCACGCAGACGGAUGUACAAUCACGUGGAUAUCCAGGAUCCCCCCCCUCCGUGACCCCUAUGGUAUCAGGCGCGGAAAACCCCAUAACCAUCCACAUAGCAAACACCAAGAUGCACACACUGCGCAACUGCAGAACCUACUGCCCCGACGUCGUCGGAACAUUGCACCCGCGGUUGAACCAAGAGUGCAUCACAAGUAAAGGCGCAAAUAGUUUACUACAAAAUGGGAACCCAGUUAAGUGCCCCCAAGGGAACCCAACUAAUGUAGAAAGUUUCUUUUCAAGCAAAGGGGUUGCAAAUAACUGGAGGCAAAACAGCACAAAUGUUAGACACGCCGAACAGGUUAGCAGGGACGGCCCCUAUGCACAGCAUAGCAAACAGGUGCCAAGCAAAAAUAUGAGAAUUUGUACCCCUUUUCAGUGUAUGACAUAUGGAGAGGGUAGACCAAAUGGCAGCAAAAACGACUACAUGAGUAGCAACUUCUACACCCCGGUGGAGAGAAUAAAAAAUGAAAAUUUGAGAAGACUACAGAGCUAUUCAUCGAAGUCGAAGGCGCCUGUGUGUCUGUCAAAAAGCCAAGGGCAUGGGGCAAUACAGUCAAACAUCCUCCACGGGGACAACAACGCAGGGGUGAUGAAACGGGCAAAGAGUUUAAACCCAGCGAGGUCUUCUUCUGCGCACCUAGGUGUGUUGGACAUAUAUGAAGAGUGCUACGUACAAAAUGGGGGAGCACAUGGGUUUGUAAAUGGAAACAGAAAUGACAACAACCUGGGAGGAGGUCAUAACUAUGUGGACAGCCGCAGAGUAGACGAUGCACCCCCCCGUGACGCCAGUAGCAGUGCUGGUAGCUGCUCCUCCGAUAAAAACAUUUUAUCGAAUGACUGGAUAGAACCGCCCUCGAUUGGUCGCCAUAGCAGUGUUAAUGUACCACCCCGGGGUAGCUGCCAAUUAAGGGAAAACAAGCAAACCUUUUUUAGAAGCAAUUCAUCGGAUGAGACCAUUCGUGAGAAUUACCCAAUUCAAGACCUGGAGUUUGAGGGAAAGGACAAGAUGGAUGAGCCCCCAGUUAGCCAUUCAAAUAACGAUGAAGAUAUUGAGCUUUAUGCUGUUAGUCUGGAGCAGGAUGUGGAGAACAGUGCGUUUGAGGUGGACCAUGAAAAUGGAGAAGUUGUUAAUUUGGGUAGGGACCUCUAUGAGAAUUCCCCAAAUGAGGAGGCUUCUCACCAAAGAAACGACAAUAGCGGUCAUCAGAGUAGCACUGAAAAGGUGAUCAGUUGUGAUGGAAACUGGGACACUCCAUCUGUUUAUUUCACCUAUGAGGGGGAAGAGCCCUUAUGGACUGCCCACAAUGGUAACGUGGAAAGUAAUUCCUUUGAGGAUGAAUACAACUGUGAGAAUGGCACUAACAGUUCGGAUUUGAUAGACGAGAAGAGACCAGAAAAGGUUAACCACCAUCCUAUUCGUACUGUAAUGCGGCACAAUUUUAGGACAGAAGAAGAAAGGACAAGUCGAGAUAGUUUACCUUCCCCAGUGGAUGAUUAUCUGCACAGUUAUGACAACUACAGUGAGGAAAAAAAAAAUGACAGCGCUCCGUAUACCCGUAUCAAAUAUGAUAGGGGACAUAAAACGGAAGAAGCACCCCAUAAGGAAAAUUACAAUUCUAAGGGGAGAAAUAUCAAGUUGAAAAAAAUAACAAAUAAGAAAAUUUCGCAAAAUGGGAAGGUGAACUCUAAUUCGAGUAAGAGUAAAAUAUGGCCAAGUGGUAAGGAAACAAGUGAAGACAUGAAGAAAAAAAAAGGCGUCGUGAAAAAGGUCAGCAGUGCGCUAUCUACAAGUUUGAAAAGAAAAAAAAAAGAUGCCCCAAAUGGAGCGGCAAAUCAAAGUAAAGUAAUCAGACAGGGUACCCCAACGGGGAGGGCACCACCAAGUGUCUCCCCCUCAAAGAGGAACAAAAGUAAACCCACUUCUAAAAGAACAAACAGUCUCCACAGGAAUGAAAAUGCAAAACAUUUUAACAUAGUAAACACUGUGGAGGAAUCUGUACAGGUUAAUUACAACAUAGGGGAAAAUAAAUUUAACUACAAAAAGGAAAGUAUCGUAAGUUCCAACAACGCGGUAUGCAUUGUGAACAAGUUAGCAGAUGAAGCAAUGAAAAUGAAGACGAGGAAAAGGGUCGGACAAGUCAAAAAUAAGAGUAAGGAUCCCAGAGGGUGUGAAACUUACUCCAGUACAUCCAUUCAACGGGAAGACUGUAAUUUUGUGGGGUCUAUUUCGGGUAGUUCAGUUCCACUGUGGCCAGAGUGCAAUUUCGUGGGGUCCUUUUCCAGCAUGUCCAUCAAAAGGGGAAACUGUAGUAUUGAGAGACGUUAUGCAUACUUGGGUGAGUCCCCCUCGGAUGGGAAUGGACCCCCGCCGGUUGGGAGCUUCUCCAGAAGGUCAGCUAGUGCAAGGGACAGUGUAAAGAAGGUGAAAAAAAUAAAAAAGAAUGGAAUGUUUUCGGAGAAGCAAGAAAAAAAGGCCACUCAAAUUUCGUCUACCCGCGAGAAUUCAAGCGUAACGAGGGAACCCCUCUGGGGCCCAAAAAAGGAUACGGAAAAAGAAAUGGAAAUGAAAAAGGAGAACUCAGUUAACGCCCUUAUCAAGAGCAACCGAAUGAUGCUGCAGAUAGAGAGGGCAAACAGUAAUUCCAUCUCGAAGGAAAAGGUGCAUGAUGAAAAGGGGGAUUCAGUAAAUAUAGAAAGGGAUACGUAUAUAUCAAGCAAAACAGACAUGGUGCAAACGUUGCCAGAAGAUUCCUUCUACGAACAAGUCAAACAAAUGAAUCAUAUAUUAAGCAAUAAGAACAACAGCCAUUUUUUAAAUGGAAUAAAUUUAAACCACCUAAUAGCAAUUGAAAAGACAUUUAUCAAUACCAAUGUGUUCAUUAACAAACAGGUAAUUACCCUUAGCACUAGGAGUGCAAAAGGAGGGAAGACCAAAAGGGGAAGUAGUCCACAUGAAGGCAUUCUCUAUGACGACAAUUUUAGCAUUGUCUACUUAGAGAAAGAUAUUAUCUACUUAAAGAAAAUUUUUUUAAAAAAAAUUCUGUCCAUAUUAUUAAGUCACGCGUCCUCAUUUAGAGAAAUAAAAAUAACUAUUCUGUUGUUAUAUUUUUUUGUUUCCUUGGAGGAAGGUAGUGUUAUUUCCCCCAGUGUGUACCCCCUCAGCCUAAUUAAUUCUUUAAUACAAAAAUUCAACUUGAAAGUGCGCAAGAAGUUAAAACGGGGUGAUGAAGUAGAAGGUGCCUCGCCUAACAGUUUUGCCUCCACGGCUGCAGAUGGUUAUUACGACAAUGUGGGCGUGCAGAGCGAUGCAUCGAAAAAGGGCUCCUUCGAUUGCCUCUUCAUUUGCGACGGGAAGAACUAUCUAUGCGUGAAUGACAACUCACUGCCCGGAAAAACGUACAGAACCAAAAUUAAGCUGAACAACCUCAUUGGUUACUAUCACUACAUCAACUUAAACAGAUUGACGUACUACCUGGAGCGGGCCAGUAGCGCUUACAACAAGGCGGCAAAAUAA